Molecule: messenger RNA, 1088 nt
Organism: Dacryopinax primogenitus
Lineage: Eukaryota; Fungi; Basidiomycota; Dacrymycetes; Dacrymycetales; Dacrymycetaceae
Product: iron permease FTR1
Exons: 4
Coding region: 25-996 (323 amino acids)
Biological process (GO): iron ion transmembrane transport
Cellular component (GO): plasma membrane; high-affinity iron permease complex
Molecular function (GO): ferrous iron transmembrane transporter activity
Source: RefSeq, a predicted model, not a curated record
CGCCCUCCUGUGCCGGUAGACGAGAUGGCCCUGACCGAUAAACAGCUGUACCGCAAACUAAUCUGGCAAAUUUGGUUUGGCACUAUCCUCGGAUUUGUCAUUGCCUUGUGCAUCGGUGCCGCUUUCAUUGCUGUCUUCUAUACAAAGCUUCAAGAUCUUUGGGCGCAGACAGAAGAUCUCUGGGAAGGGAUCUUCGCUCUCAUUGCCUCUGGCCUCAUCCUUGCUAUGGGCAUCGCCUUCCUGAAGCUUGAAGGCUCAUCCGCCAAGUGGCGUGUGCACCUAUCCCAUGCCUUCUCCAAGAAGGACAGCGACCGGGAAGGUCGCAGCGGCAAGUACGCCCUUAUGAUCCUGCCCCUUAUUACGGUUCUCCGUGAAGGCAUUGAGGCGAUCGUCUUCGUCGGCGGUGUCUCUAUGUCUGACAGUGCCAAAUCCAUUCCUCUGGCCGUCGUUGUUGGCCUCGUUUGUGGUGCGCUCGUGUCUUACGGCAUCUAUCGCGGUGCUGCCGCCAUUGCAAUCCGUUACUUCCUCGUCAUCUCUACCUGUAUUCUCUUCCUCGUCGGUGCGGGUCUGGCGUCUCGCGCACUCGGCUUCUUCCAGGCAUAUGUCUUCAACCAGGGCGUUUGGAAAGACGUGGAAGAGCUCGGUGAUGGUCCCGGUUCUUACCCUCCCGACUCCGUAUGGCAUCUGACCUACGGCAACCCGUUCAACACCCAGACCGGUGGUGGCUGGUCCAUUUUCAACGCCAUCCUCGGCUGGAAUAACACAGCAACUCUCGGUGCCGUCCUCGCCUACGUCUUUUUCUGGGUCUUCGUCAUCUGCACCCUGACAUUCCUCAAGUGGAAGGAAGGCCGCACUCACCUCUUCGGCUGGAAGUCCAAGGCCUACGUAGUCAGGCAACAGCGCUUCAAGGAGCGUGCUGCCGCUGCCGCUGCUGCUGAAUCCGCGAGUAUUGGCUCUGAUGAAAAGGCCUCCCUCGAGUCGCCGAUCCAAGCGUGAGAGCCCUUGAUCUAAAUGUUUCCCUUUCUAUUCCAUACAAGUUCCCAUGCUGUGUUGUACAUGAGAUGUAACACGAUGAAAAUUGAUUGAUU